Messenger RNA from Triticum urartu, 1531 nucleotides. The record is from RefSeq and is a predicted model, not a curated record. NCBI's taxonomy places the organism in Eukaryota, Viridiplantae, Streptophyta, Magnoliopsida, Poales, Poaceae.
AGUUAUGGACAUGCUAGGGAAUGCAGCCUCGGUGGCUCAACUCGUCGGGACUGUGGGCAGGCUCAUCUCCAAGAUCAUUGAUGCGGCGAGGACGGCGCGCCAGAACAAGCGGGAGUGCCUGUACCUCACGGUCCGCCUGUCCAUCAUCGGCGAGGUGCUGCCUCGCCUGCCGCAGGACGCCAAGGUGAAGCGGUCGCUCACGGAGCUGGGCAAGACGCUGGGCGAGGCGCACGAGCUGGUCCUCGACUGCCAGAACUGGAGCACCGCCCGGCAGCUCAUCGGGGCCCGCCGCCACGCCGACAGCUUGAAGGAGGUCAACGGCAGGAUCGACUCCCACAUCAACCUCCUCAACUUGGUCUUUAACACCACCUCCGGCGGCAUCCCUCCCAACCACACGGAUACGGCGACGGUGUCAUCGCCGGGCUCCUCCUCGGGUCCUGCCGCCCCCCCAACGCAGCUCCGAGGUGCUGUACAAGGGCCGUCUCCGCGACGGCACGGAGACGGAGGUGCCGUGAAGGUGCUUAUCAAGAACGGGCGGCAGGACGUGGAGGGCGUGGUCGUGACGGAGGUCGAGAUCCUCUCCCCCCUCCGGCACCCACACAUCGUGUGCCUGGUCGGCUGGUGCUCCGAGGAGGAGGACCGCAUCAUCGUCUACCACCACGAGCAUACGAGCAACGGCACGCUCAGAGACCACCUGCUGCGCCUGCGCCUGCGCGUGCGCGUUCGAGCGCGCCUGAGGGGCCGCUCUAGCUUUAGGUCGUCGCCGGUGAGGUCGACCUGGAAGAUGCGCGUCGAGGUGCUGCUGGGCGCAUCGCGGGCCAUGGAGCACUUGCACCGUUUCGGGGUUAUCCACCGCAACGUGACCUCGUUCAACAUCCUGCUGGACGGCAGCUGGGCGCCGCGCAUGUCCGGCUUCGGCCAAGCGAUCUUGCUGGCGGCGGCCGGAGACCAGGUCGACACCGAGGUGGUCGGCACGCCUGGUUACGUCGACCCGGAGUACGGCCGCACUGGGCGUGUGAGCGCGGCGAGCGACGUGUACAGCUUCGGGAUGGUGAUACUAGAGACGCUGACGGGGGAGGAUGCCGCCACCAUGCAGAUGGACUCGGUGCUCCUGGCCAUACGCAACAGGAAGCUACGGGAUGUGCUGGUCCGCCGCCCUGCGGCGACGCCGCGGCAGCUGGAGGCGCUGGAGCUCGUGGCGCACACGGCGGAGUGCUGCCUGUUUCCACAUGGGAACGACCGGCCUGCCAUGUCGAACGUUGUGACCAACCUCGAGAGGGCGCUCACGAUCAUAAAUACGUACUAAGCAGUCAGAAAUGAGCUGAAGCUAGCUAUUAUGUCCGUAAUAGCUAUUUUUAAGCUGCCUCACAGCCGGAGGAGAGGCAACGACAAGGAGAUGAGGGGUUGCUGCCAUGCUGGAGUAAGAAGAAGAAGUCUGGGCCAUUGGGAUCUCAAUCCAACGACGAGGAAAAAUCGACUGGUUCUGGAUAAAAAAAAUCUGGAAACCUAUAUAUUUCGUUCCUCGUUAUAG